Messenger RNA from Marasmius oreades (fairy-ring Marasmius), 2093 nucleotides. RefSeq lists its product as uncharacterized. The record is from RefSeq and is a predicted model, not a curated record. NCBI's taxonomy places the organism in Eukaryota, Fungi, Basidiomycota, Agaricomycetes, Agaricales, Marasmiaceae. Bases 220 to 1854 code for a protein of 544 amino acids. Gene Ontology annotation, molecular function: protein binding. The transcript is spliced from 8 exons.
GCGGUGCUUGUGAUUGAUCCCCCUGCGAUCCUGUCCUCUGGUUCAAAUUGAAACACCCUCAACUCUACUGUUGUCAUCCUUUCCUCUCGCCUUCAUCUUCCUGGGACUGCGUCUCACUUUUCUUUCUUUUUCCUCUUUCUCUUCGUCUUCUGUUCUACCACUCCACGUUCUUUUUCUUCGCCAGCCACCAAUCUUGCGACUGGAUCGCCUCGAGCUAAUAUGUCUCUCAAAGCUGAACUCGAAACCUGGGCUGCAGCUCUCAAGGCGUAUGAUGAGGAAGAUUUUGAAAAAGCUUUGGAUCUCUUCUCUCGCAUUGCUGAUUCGUCAAAAAUCUUGACAAACAUGGGUCUCAUUUACGCUACCCUCGGCGAACACGAAGCCGCUGUGGAGAAGUUCAUAGAGGCUACCGCUCUGGAUUCCUAUCUGGCUGUGGCAUACUUUCAAUGCGGAGUCUCUAAUUUCUUGCUAGCUCGAUAUGACUUGGCAUACAAAGACUUUGAGGAGGCACUACUUUAUUUGAGAGGAAAUCAGGCCAUAAAUUACGAACAACUAGGUCUUAAAUUUAGAUUAUUCUCUGCCGAAGUCUUGUUCAAUAAAGGCCUCUCGCAAAUCUACAUGGGACGAACGGACGAAGGCUUGGCGGACAUGCAGGAAGCGAAGACGGAGAAAGCAACUGAUGAACAUAAUGUGAUAGAUGAUGCAAUGGCAGACAGGGGUGAAGGUUAUACUGUCUUCAGUAUUCCGGUCGGUGUCCUUUACCGUCCCCCUGAGAAGAAAUUGAAGAAUGUCGCUGCCAAAAGCUACAUGGGCAAACCUGUCCUGAUUGCUGCUAGUGAUGCCAGAGACGUAACAACCGGUUUUUCCGGUAUCAACAACCUUAGACAGGGUGUGACUCCCCUGGGCGUUUUCAUCGACCCCUUAGAGCAAGAGAAAGGUAGUUUGGGUCGUAGCCAGACGGUACCGCCUCAAUCUACCAAACGCGAUGACGAUGCACGACCAGCCGACCUUUCUCGGUCCAAGACAACUCUCAGCGUUCCCACAAAUGCUCGUGAACGAACUUCACCUAUCACUGAGUCCCCUUCUGCAUCUAUCAACAGGAGUAACACGACCUCGACCGUCAGAGGUGCGGGCAUGGGUGGCCCCGUUCGCGGGCUCAGCGUCAAGAAACAAGCUUCCCCUAUAACAACCAAUGUACCUCCCCCGCCACAAAAAGAAGACAGGAGCCCGAGAGAGAACACAAGUAACCGAGUCACUGAAUUCUAUGACGAUUACCUCGACUCUUACGGAGCUUCCGAUGAACCUCCACCACCACCCCCUAUGCCUGUCAUGCCUUCCGGACCUGACCGUGUUGCUGCUUGGGCACGGUCAAAUGCGAAUCCUAAUGCUGGCUACCCCCCACCAACGAGAAACGGGUCACGUAGCGCACCGGGUAGUAGUUAUGCCCCAAGCUCUUAUGGAGGACCGACCGUCAGGCGUAAGCUUACCAGACGUAAUACCAGCAGUGCUCGAAGCCGUAUUACCAGCGCUUAUGAGGAGGAAGAGGAAGGUUAUGUUAGUGGCGAUUAUGAUGAUGGUCCGUUUGAACUUGUCAAGAUCAGAGUCAAGCUUCACUACAGGGAUGACGUUCGGGGAAUGGCUUUGACACCCGAAACACCCUUUGAAGAGUUCAUGGACAAAGUGACGACUAAAUUUGGACGAUCAUUCGAUGGUUUAGGGCUCAAGUUCACGGAUGAGGAUGGAGGCAAAGUAACGCUUGCUGACGAGUCUGACUAUGAGCUCGCCAUUGAGACUGCUCGUGAGAGCUCAAGGGGCAAGCCAGAGGGAAAGCUUGAAAUUUGGUGCUCCGACGUUUAGAUACGGAAGAGAAAGAUCUCUUAUGUUGUUGUCUGGUUUUUGUCUCUUGGGAUUAUACUGGUUCGAUUUUACUUUCUCCUUGCACUUGCUGAUACCAAUUUCUGAUAUCGUCUAUACAACUUUUUUUUUUUGCUACCGUCAGCCUCUUGCAUCUACAUACCCGCGAAAUACGUACACGCGGCCGCCUUGUUUUGUUUUUUUUCCCCCCGUGUUUACAAUAUCUCAAAUCUAUAUGACCU